AUGGGGGGGGGGGGUACCCCAUAUAUAUAUAUUAUAGUAUUAGUAUAUCUCUACAUUCAUCUCUUCAGCACUACAUGGCAGCAUGUCACACCAUGCCGCAAAAGGCAGCGUUGGUUUCGGCGGAAUCCGUGCCCAGGCCAAUGCAGCGGCCUGGGCAUCUACUACUUCGCCGACGGCUCCCAGUACCGAGGGGCCUGGAGUCAUGGGAAGUACGAUGGCGAGGGACUUCUCUAUCUCGCGAAUGGAGAUCGGGAGCGGAUGACUUACCUGAAUGGGCGGCUGAUGAAACGCGAAGUUCUGACACCGUCUCCACCACCACAGGUUGGUAACAAAACGAAGCCGGGCAUCUUCUGCGGCAUCCAUCUUUCCCAAGAUCGGGUAGACAUGAUGAUGCCCACCGUGCGCCCGCAGAACCACGGAGAUGUACAGUUGUUGAUCAAGAGGGACUGCGACAUGUACGACUUGUCGGCCCCUCCUAUUCGCCUUCCAGGGCAGAGGUCUGCUAGCGAGAAGAUGGCUGAUGACCUGCUGGGCACUUCCAUCGAUACAGUGACUGGUGGCGACACCGUGGGCGACUACAGCAGUGUGCUCACAUCUGGCCCAUCCACGGAUGAACCUACCUUCCUCACGGGAUCCUGA
This is a messenger RNA of Symbiodinium necroappetens, 639 nucleotides long. Lineage: Eukaryota; Dinophyceae; Suessiales; Symbiodiniaceae. The record is from the annotation of a GenBank genome assembly.